AAAAUGAUAAAUGAUCAAAAUAUAAUUAGGGCAGUGAAAAGAUGCAAACAUCGAUUGGUGGCAAAAAGUAUUGGGGAAUGUGAAGCACUGAAAAGCACUAUUAACAAUGAAGAAGCUGAAGACACAACAAGCGACGAGAUCGACAUUGAAAUAAAUAGCAAAGCGAGUGAUGUUCAUCAACAAAAGAGGAAGGGAAGCAAAGCACGAAAGAGGCGAUUGGAUCAUAAAUCCGAUAAUUCUGAAGAUGACAGUGUAAGUCAUUUUAAUAGCGAUUUGGACAGUUCUUCGGAGAUUUAUCCGAUCGACUAG
This is a messenger RNA of Cataglyphis hispanica, 309 nucleotides long. RefSeq lists its product as uncharacterized. NCBI's taxonomy places the organism in Eukaryota, Metazoa, Arthropoda, Insecta, Hymenoptera, Formicidae. The coding region runs from base 4 to 309 and encodes 101 amino acids. The transcript is spliced from 2 exons. The record is from RefSeq and is a predicted model, not a curated record.